AAAACCAGGCCAAACAAACUGUUUUACUUCCAAACUCGCUCUUCCAUUUCUCACAAUUCAGCACUUAUCAUGGUUUCUCUGAGCUGCUCCGUCUCCGACCUCGUCCCCCUCCUAGGCAGCGCCACCAACGCCACUGAGGCGGCAAAUUUCAUCUGCAACCAAUUCGACAGUGUCUCUUCCACACUCUCCGACGCCGCCUACGCCAUAGACAACACGUACCUCCUCUUUUCUGCCUACCUAGUCUUUGCCAUGCAGCUCGGUUUUGCCAUGCUCUGUGCUGGCUCGGUCCGUGCUAAAAACACCAUGAACAUCAUGCUUACCAAUGUCCUCGAUGCAGCUGCUGGUGGCCUCUCCUACUACCUCUUCGGCUACGCCUUUGCCUUCGGUGGCCCCUCCAACGGCUUCAUCGGCCGCCACUUCUUUGGCCUCAAAGAUGUUCCUUCGCCAGCCGGUGACUACAGCUUCUUUCUCUACCAGUGGGCUUUUGCCAUAGCCGCUGCAGGUAUCACAAGUGGCUCCAUAGCCGAGCGAACCCAGUUCGUGGCCUACCUCAUAUACUCAUCAUUCUUGACUGGCUUUGUCUACCCGGUAGUUUCACACUGGUUUUGGUCGGGUGACGGUUGGGCAAGCGCGUCCCGGACCAACAAAAAUCUUCUUUUCGGGUCAGGAGUCAUUGACUUUGCCGGUUCAGGUGUGGUCCAUAUGGUAGGAGGCAUUGCCGGACUCUGGGGAGCCUUAAUUGAAGGACCAAGAAUAGGUCGGUUCGACCGCGCCGGCCGGUCCGUUGCCUUACGUGGUCACAGUGCUUCACUUGUGGUAUUAGGUUCUUUCCUGCUAUGGUUUGGCUGGUAUGGGUUCAACCCGGGUUCUUUUUUGACCAUCAUGAAAUCUUACGGUACUAGGAGGACUUAUUAUGGCCAAUGGAGUGCGGUUGGAAGGACAGCUGUCACAACCACGUUGGCUGGAUGUACAGCUGCUCUCACUACCUUGUUUGGCAAAAGAUUACUUGCUGGCCAUUGGAAUGUCACUGAUGUUUGCAAUGGCUUAUUGGGUGGUUUUGCUGCUAUCACCUCAGGGUGUUCCGUGGUGGAACCGUGGGCAGCUAUUGUCUGUGGCUUCGUGGCGGCUUGGGUUUUGAUCGGGUGUAACAAGAUUGCAGAGAAAUUUAAGUACGAUGACCCGCUCGAGGCGGCUCAACUCCACGGUGGGUGCGGCGCGUGGGGACUGCUCUUCACUGGAUUAUUUGCGAGGAAGGAAUAUGUCAACGAGGUGUAUCAAGGGCAGGUGGGGAGGCCGUAUGGAUUGUUCAUGGGUGGUGGUGGGAAGCUAUUUGCUGCUCAAAUUAUUCAAAUAUUGGUGAUCAUAGGAUGGGUGACAGCCACUAUGGCCCCACUUUUCUAUGUGCUAAACAAAUUGAAAUUGCUAAGGAUCUCAAAGGAGGAUGAAAUGGCAGGAAUGGAUCUAACCAGGCAUGGUGGAUUUGCUUACAUAUAUCAUGAUGAAGAUGAUCUCUCCGUUGUGCCUGGGUUUAUGAUGAGGAAAAUAGAGCCUAGUAAUAGUCCAGCGCCAAAUCAAAAUUCACCAUCCUCAGCUGUGUGACAACUGCCCUCUAGAGAAGCACUAUAUCAUGCGCCAAUUAUGACGGGAUUAGGUAGUAGUUGGUCUGAGUAGAAAGUCAAAGUUUAGUUUCUCCAUCAUUGGUGCUUGGAUUAUACGUAUGGUCUUCUAACAAUUGGCUUAGGAAUGUAUUAUACAAUAUAU
Molecule: messenger RNA, 1761 nt
Organism: Ilex paraguariensis (yerba mate)
Lineage: Eukaryota; Viridiplantae; Streptophyta; Magnoliopsida; Aquifoliales; Aquifoliaceae
Source: the annotation of a GenBank genome assembly